This is a messenger RNA of Etheostoma cragini (Arkansas darter), 294 nucleotides long. RefSeq names its product cell cycle exit and neuronal differentiation protein 1-like. The transcript has a single exon. Bases 1 to 294 code for a protein of 97 amino acids. The record is from RefSeq and is a predicted model, not a curated record. Lineage: Eukaryota; Metazoa; Chordata; Actinopteri; Perciformes; Percidae.
AUGGAAGCCAAGGCCAAGUCUGGGGCUCCAGCACCCAAGGCGGCACCUAAAGCAGAGAAGAAGGAGCCGGUCGCCCCACGCAAGGUUGAACCUGCCCCUGCAGUCCCUGCGACCCCUGAGCCCGAGCAACCUCCUCCCCAGGAUGGGGCAGCAGAAGAUGAAGCAGCAGGUGACGAGGCUGCGGCCUCCGGCACAGACUCUCUGGAACACCUGAAACCCUUUUUCAUAGGUGGUGCGGUUAUUGCUGUAGGAGCCAUCUUUCUGGGAGUGUUGCUACUUGCGAGGAGAAAUUAA